AUGGCACGUAAACUAAAGGACAAACACCUCGCCUCCAAAGGUCUCAAAGGCUCUCUUGCUCGACUAAAAGUCCAAGAACAACUCAAUGCAAAGGCUGUGAAAAAUGCCGAGAUUGAGAAGCAAAAUCAGCUUAAUAAGCAAAAAUCAUUGACAAAGAAGCAAAGGAGAAACAAUGCCAAACAAGUUGCCGCAGUUAAAGGGUACUUGCCGUUUAAAACAAAUGACACGGUCUUGCUUAUUGGAGAAGGCGAUUUCUCAUUUGCCAAAUCGUUAGUUGUGCAGAAUUUCAUCCAUCCAGAAAACUUGAUUGCCACAAGCUAUGAUUCUCUCGAAGAGGCUAAGCUGAAAUAUUCCGGCGUUGAAGACACAUUGACUCAAUUGGAUAAUGACGGGGUACGAAUUAUGCAUGAUGUAGAUGCCACAGAUUUACCAAGGACGCUAAACUUUAACGCCAAGCAACGUCGUGGAACUGAGAGAGUCAAGUUGUUUAACGAUGGUCGACAGUUGCGAUACAUUAUGUUUAAUUUCCCUCAUACUGGAUCCGGGAUCAAGGAUCAGGACCGAAAUAUCAAACAACAUCAAGAAUUGAUGGUUGCAUUUUUCCAAAAUUGUAAUCAGGUUUUUGAUUUGGUUAAUGUGGCCAAUAAGAAACAUAACGAUUUUGGUGGGUACAACAAUGAUGAUGAAGACGAUGAGUAUGGCAAGGUUCUUGUUAGUCUUUUUGAAGGAGAGCCAUACAACUCGUGGACUAUUAAGGCUCUUGCUAAAAGUAAGGGCUUCAAAGUGGAGCAGUCGGGUCGUUUUGAAUGGUCAAUGUUUCCGGAAUAUCAUCAUAAGCGAACCAAUAGUGGAGUCAAAGAUACAACAAAGCCUGCUAAUGAGCGCGAUGCCAGGAUAUACAAGUUUGAAAAGAAUAUAAACAAAGAAAAGACUAAGUCGGUCGAUGAUUCUGAUUCUGACUGA
This is a messenger RNA of Lodderomyces theae, 963 nucleotides long. Its product is annotated as 25S rRNA (uracil2634-N3)-methyltransferase. Gene Ontology annotation, molecular function: rRNA (uridine-N3-)-methyltransferase activity. Bases 1 to 963 code for a protein of 320 amino acids. NCBI's taxonomy places the organism in Eukaryota, Fungi, Ascomycota, Pichiomycetes, Serinales, Debaryomycetaceae. Gene Ontology annotation, biological process: rRNA base methylation. The record is from RefSeq and is a predicted model, not a curated record. Gene Ontology annotation, cellular component: cytoplasm. The transcript has a single exon.